This is a messenger RNA of Maylandia zebra (zebra mbuna), 1500 nucleotides long. RefSeq names its product diphthamide biosynthesis 5 (gene dph5). Gene Ontology annotation, molecular function: diphthine synthase activity. The record is from RefSeq and is a predicted model, not a curated record. Lineage: Eukaryota; Metazoa; Chordata; Actinopteri; Cichliformes; Cichlidae. Gene Ontology annotation, biological process: protein histidyl modification to diphthamide.
GUAAACAGUUCACGACAAGCCGUAUUCCAAGUAGCGCAGCGAGUCCCCACGUGAAUACGGGAAAGUUUCACGCCUGGGUGCUUCUUUUUAAGAAGUUUUAGCUCCGUUAAGUGCUGCGGCAGUAACACGGACCCUGUACGGAAGGCGGGACCGGCAGGAUGCUGUAUCUGAUCGGUCUGGGGCUCGGAGACGCCACAGACAUUACAGUGAAGGGUUUACAGGCGGUGAAGAGCUGCUCCAGAGUUUACCUGGAGGCCUACACAUCCAUUCUCACCGUGGGCAAAGAGGCGCUGGAGGAGUACUAUGGGAAGCAGCUGAUCCUGGCAGACAGAGAUCUAGUUGAACAAGGAGCUGAUCAAAUCCUGGAGGAUGCAGAUGUCACUGAUGUGGCAUUUCUGGUGGUGGGCGACCCAUUUGGAGCCACCACACACAGUGACCUAGUGCUGAGAGCAGUGAAUGCUGGGAUACCAUACAAAGUCAUUCACAAUGCCUCCGUCAUGAAUGCAGUGGGCUGCUGUGGUUUGCAGUUGUAUAAUUUUGGAGAAACGGUGUCUGUAGUGUUUUGGACAGAGACGUGGAGACCAGAGAGCUUCUACGACAAAAUUUGUAAAAACCGAACAGCUGGACUGCACACACUCUGUCUGCUGGAUAUUAAAGUCAAAGAGCAGAGCAUCGAGAACAUGAUGAGAGGGAAGAAGAUCUACGAGCCUCCUCGCUUCAUGACAGUCAACCAGGCUGCAGAUCAGCUAAUACAGGUCAUCCAAAGGAGGAAGGAGGAGGGCGAGGAGUUGGGCAUGACGGAGGACACAGUGUGCGUUGGCGUGGCCCGACUCGGCUCUGACGAACAAAAGAUCCGUGUAGGAACAUUAAAUCAGCUGGUGUCAUGUGACCUCGGUGCUCCACUCCAUUCGCUGGUCAUCACCGGUCGACUCCACCCGUUGGAGGUGGACAUGCUGCGAGUAAAUGCAGAACCAAACGCACUGGAAAACCUGCACAUGAUUGACAGCUCAACCUACACCUCUUGACACACUUGUUCACCUGCUUGUCUACAACUACCAUUAGUGACACACUAUAUAAUCCCAGGCCCCAAAUGGUAACUUAAACUGCACCCUGAGGCAGACCUUGAGCCUUCCCAAUUAACUUUUUUGUUGUUGUUGUUGUUAUGUGAUAAAAACAGCCAUACAAGGCUGAGUCAUUAGUCAGGAUUCAGUGGCAUUAAUAUUAAGCAUUUCCCUAAUUCCCAAACUCUGAAUCUUUUUGGGGCCAAAAAUGUUCCCUAACUGUGAUGGAUUUAAAGUAAUCCUCACAAAGAAGUCACAAACACAGAUGCAGAAAAAAUGAAUUAAAGUAAUAUAUUUAAAAAAAACAUUUGAAGGAGGCAGGAAAUAUGUUUGAACUCAGCUCCAACUUGUGAUCAUGUCAUGUUAAACCUGCAUGUUUCCACUCGUGCAGAGGCACCGCUGUUUACAAUUCUGAUAUUAAAACCAAGUACAAAUAUUA